AUGUUGGAGCCGCCAAAAGCGCGGACGCUGCGCAUGGAGCUGCAGACGGUGCAUGGAGAAGCGAACAAGCUCGUCGAGCGGUUCUCUGUCAAGCGCUGGCAAGAGCUUCUACAGCUGCAUCAGACGCUCGAGGCCCACGACGCGUUUCAUUGCAUCCCGCUUUCGGGCCACGACCGCGGGCUCUACGAGACGCUGCACCGGUCGUUUCCGCACGACAUGGUCACCAAGGCGCGACUCUUGGGCGUGUUUCGCGGCAUUUACGGUCUCGAGGCCGGCGCAGACGUGGACAAGCCAAAGCGCCAGUUGCUCAAGCAGCUCGAGCGACUGCAUUAUUGGUGUGAGAACUCGACGUCCAAGAUCCCAACCUCCCACACGAUGAGCACGCUCGUGCUCAACUGGCGCCUCCUCCUCUGCGCGUUUCGCGCCUUGCGGUACCCGGCGCAGAGCGAAGAGGACCUCUUUCGGUGGAGCUUCCUCGUCUUUAGUUCGUCCGGCUACUUGGACGAGUCGCCGCAGGCCACCAUCUCGCGCCAGCAGCUGUAUGAAAUCUUCAACAUGCUCAGCCCUAGCCACGCGUGCUCGCGCAUCAUCAACCAACGGAUUGCACAAGCAGACAACUUGCUCCCCGAGUCUGUUCUUGUGCGCGGUAGCAUUCGAUUUUCGCACAUGCAGAGGCUCAUGGCGCAGCCGCCGCUGCAAGAGCUCUUUGCCCCUGCGUCGAAAGCGACGCACUUUUUCCACGAGCUCACGAGCCCGUGUAUUCGCGAGUAUUUGUAUCUCGCACGAAAAGAAGCCCAGGACAAGGCCACGUGCCAGCGGUUUUUGCGCCAAUUCAAACGGCGCAGCUUGCGCAAGUGCAUGCGCGAGUGGUCGCUGUAUGUCGACGCGCGGCGCCGGGCGCGAGAGACAGCCAUUCGCUGCCUCUUGCAUCUCUCGACGUACAAGCAAGCCAACGCGUUUGAGAAUUUGAGAGAGCACGCUUUGCAAGACGUCGCUGCGUCCGAGAUCCAGCGUGUCUACCGUGGGCUGCGCGGGCGUAAACUCUUCCUGUCCGUCCUUGCGACGUACGAAGCCGCGGUUAGCAUCCAGCGCAUCUAUCGGCAGCGCGGCGACCUUCUCAAGUACCUCAAGCGACUCCAAAUGCAAAGUCGCUUUGCUGUCCAAAUUCAGCGUAUCUUUCGCGGUUGGCGGGGUCGGGUCCUCGCGCGCAAGGUGCUCCUGGCGUACUUUCAGGCCGAAAUGGCCAAGAUCCAAGCCGACCGAGCUGCGUUUUAUGCGUCCAUUCGCGACCGCGCUGCGCGCCAGCUUCAACGCUUCUGCCGCAAAUGCCACCGCCACGUCCAAGAGAAAAAGGCGGACGGCGACUCGCGCGAAAACCGCCGCGUCGAGCUUGAGAUGCAAGCACUUUUGGACGCGGCGGCGCGUCAAAAGCAAGAGCACAAGCGCGCGGUCACCGAGUACUACGACGCGCUGCGCGAAGAGACGCGCGCGGCCCAAGCGCGGCACAAGAUCGACGACAAAGAAAAGCAAAAGGUGACGCUGCUCCGGCGGCGGCGCGAGUGGGAAGAGGUCUUUCGAAAGCGCGACGAGACGGCCGCGGCCAAAGCGCGCGAAAAGGCCGAGAAAUGGACGCAGUUGGAGGUGGACUGGAGCGCCAAGGUCGAGAGCCGCGCGAAUCUUGUCCGCACGCAGCUCCAAGAGCUUCUGCUGCGACCGACGUCCAAGGAGCAAGAUGCCAUCAAGGCCGACCUCGAGCGCCGCACGACCGAACACUUCAAGGCACCGUCGGGCGUCGCGAUGGAGUCGUCCGAGAUCCGCGAGCGAGCCCAGCACGACGUCCUCGAGGAAGAAAUGGAGGCCGAGCGCGACCGCGUCCGCCACGAGUGGACACUGGCCGCCACCGCCUACAAGCAGCGAGAGCAAGACGACGUGGACCGCGACCGAAAAGCCGAGCUGCAAGCCGACGCGGCCCGCAAGUUUGCGGCCGCGACCCGCAUCCAGCGUGGUGCCAAAGUGUGUUUGGCGCGGCGCCUCUUGUGCCGCAAGGUCGAAGCGCUCUUUUUAAAAGAGUACGACGUGCCAAGCGGCCAAGUCGUGUAUCGCAAUCUUCGCACGGGCACGCUGUGCCCGAAACCCGCGUGUCUGGGCUCCAAGGACAUUCCGCUUCUCGACAAGUGGUACAUCGUGCCCGACAUUACUGGCGAGGUCUAUUACUACAACCCCAAGCAACUGCGCCAGUCGUGGGCCAAGCCCGAGGCGUGCAUCUUUUGCGAGCUCUGCUAUGCGCGCUUUGCGAGUGUCUACUGCCCCCAGCACCGAAAGGGGGUGUACGCUGACCCAAUUUACGCCUGCGAAUUGUGUUUUGCCGAAAAGUCGCCGUUCGAUGCAACGCUGGUCGCCGAGGCGUACGCGGUCGACGGCGCGCGGACGUAG
Molecule: messenger RNA, 2433 nt
Organism: Saprolegnia diclina VS20
Lineage: Eukaryota; Oomycota; Saprolegniomycetes; Saprolegniales; Saprolegniaceae
Exons: 14
Coding region: 1-2433 (810 amino acids)
Molecular function (GO): protein binding
Source: RefSeq, a predicted model, not a curated record